Molecule: messenger RNA, 5558 nt
Organism: Betta splendens (Siamese fighting fish)
Lineage: Eukaryota; Metazoa; Chordata; Actinopteri; Anabantiformes; Osphronemidae
Gene: sorcs3b
Product: sortilin related VPS10 domain containing receptor 3b
Exons: 27
Coding region: 401-4126 (1241 amino acids)
Cellular component (GO): membrane
Molecular function (GO): protein binding
Source: RefSeq, a predicted model, not a curated record
CAGCGCUGUUCCGGUUAAGUUUUAUCUGCGCGCGCAAAUAGAUUCCACUGAAUACAAAAAAAAACUUCACGGUGACACGCGAGAAAAAAAACGUACGUGCAUUUUUAAAAAAAAAUCGAUUUCGGAUGAUUACUGCAUUUUAAACCGGUUUCAAUUUGCUAAACAUCCUCAUAAACAAUGGGCUCAAACCAUUCCCGCAGAACCUCCGUCUGCGGCGCGUUCGCCUGAUGCGCAGCGCCUCCCCAACUGAACUGGUCCCUCACUUUGACAAAUUCCUGGACGUGAGCGGGUCUGCCGAACGUUUCCCUCUUCGCUAUGAUGGUACCUUGAAUAUUUUAGGAGUUGGGUAGCUCUGCCGAACCUUUUCAUCGCCACCAGGCUGCCAGACUGGAAGAAUACAAUGGGACUGUGGACGUUUUGGAGUUUUUUUCCUGUGGCGUUCGUGCUGCUUUUUCCCGUUCACCCCAAGUUUGUGGCUCAAGCGGAAAUAAGUUCUCCCAGAACAAACGACCGAUUUUAUCGGCUGGAUGUGGCGCCGUUGGAAUCAUGUCUAACACCGCAGUCAAAGAAAGAGCUUGUGACAUUCAGCGUUCCUUCUUUUGAAACGGAACCGGUGGCUGAGUCGAAACCGGACGAAGAAAAGCAACUGGGCAGCGAGACAGAGAAUGGAUUUGGAGACGAUGCGCACGCUGGCGUCAAAGCGGCACCAAACUACCCGAACCGUUCGAAAACACCUGUUCAAAAGUACAGAAACCUAUCGGAGGAUCCCCGAGGACGCCCUACUUCGAACAGAAUGUCCGAUCCCGCAAUUCCUAUAAUAAAAAAAGAGGUCAAAAGGAGCGUGGAAACAACAUACAGCGAGAAUUUGGAUAGCGGAGAACUAGAAACGCAGAGGGAGAGGUUUGUGGAGACCGUCCAGGGUGGUUCCAGCUCCAGAGCCGAGUACCGGCGCGCCACGGAGGACGCCAGGGGGUCCGACCCGAAGCAAAGUGAACCUCACCUGGACGCGUCCACUUUUGCGUUGUCGGGCGACUCUGCGCACAACCAGGCGAUGGUGCACUGGUCCGGACACAACAGCAGCGUGAUCCUCAUCCUGACGAAGCUGUACGACUUCAACCUGGGCGCCGUUACCGAGAGCUCGCUGUGGAGAUCCACUGAUUACGGCAGCACAUACAACAAACUCAACGACAGAGUGGGUUCAAGGACGGUGCUGAGCUACUUGUACGUGUGUCCGACCAACAAACAGAAGAUAAUGAUGCUUAGCGACCCGGAGGUAGAGAGCGCUGUUCUCAUCAGCUCGGAUGAAGGGGCAAGCUUCGAGAAGUAUCCCAUUAGCUUCAACAUCCUGAGCCUGCUCUUCCACCCUGCACAGGAAAACUGGAUACUGGCGUACAGUCACGACAGCAAGCUCUACAGUUCAAUGGACUUCGGCAGGAAAUGGCAGCUCGUCCACGACAACGUGAUGCCCGGCCGCUUCUACUGGGCUGUAAUGGGUCUGGACAAAGAAUCGGACGUGGUCCACAUCGAGACGCGCAUCGCCAAAGGCCGUGCUCAGUAUGUGAAGUGCAGAGCCCAGCGGUGCACGGAGGGCAACAGGCAGUACCUGUUCCCCGGCCACGUGGACACCAACUCACUGGUUGUGCAAGACGAAUACGUUUUCACACAGGUAACCAAGUCUGGACGAGCCAGCUACUUUGUCUCCUACAUGAGAGAAUCCUUCAAGCGGAUGAAGUUGCCUAAGUACUGCCUACCGAAGGACAUGCAUAUCAUCAGCACAGAUGAGAAGCAGGUAUUUGCUGCAGUCCAGGAAUGGAAUCAGAACAACACUUACAGCCUGUACAUCUCCGACUCCCCCGGGGUCUACUUUACCCUUUCAUUAGAGAAUCUGAGAACCAGCAGAGGACCUGCCGGUAACCUACUGGUCGAUUUCUAUAAGGUUGAGGGGAUAAAUGGCAUGUUUCUCGCCAACAAACUGGUGGAUAAUCACAUCAAGACUUUUAUCACUUACAACAAGGGACAAACAUGGGCUCUGCUGCCAGCUCCCGCCACUGAUGUUGCUGGAAAUAACCUUCACUGCAUUCUGCCGUUUUGCUCACUGCAUCUGCAUCUGGAGAUGUUGGAGAAUCCCUACACAUCCGGGCCCAUCACCAGCAAGAAGUCUGUGCCGGGAAUCAUUGUGGCUACAGGGAAUAUCGGAGCAGAGCUGUCCUCCACUAACCUUGGGAUGUUUCUAACAUCUGAUGCAGGAAAUAGCUGGAGACAGAUAUUUGAUGAGGAGUACAACAUCUGGUUCCUGGACAAUGGAGGAGCUCUGCUGGCGGUGCUGCAGGCGGCGACGCCGAUCCGACACUUAUGGAUCAGUCUGGAUGAGGGGAAGAAAUGGGAUCGUCACAGCUUCUCGCUGGUGCCUCUGUAUGUGGAUGGAGUUUUAAUGGAGCCAGAAUCAGACAAUCACAUCAUCACCUUCUUCGGUCACUUCAGUCACCGGUCGGAGUGGCAGCUGAUCAAGAUCGACUACAAGGGCCUCUUCAGCCGGAGAUGCAUGGACGGAGAUUAUCAGACAUGGCAACUUCACAACAAGGGGGAGCUGUGUGUCAUGGGUGAGAAGCAGAUCUAUAUGAAGCGCAGGCCGGGCAACCGCUGCAUGUUGGCUCAGGACUAUUCCCGGAUUUACUCCUCAGAGCCCUGCGUCUGCACGGCCUAUGACUUUGAAUGUGAUUAUGGCUGGGAGCGCCAGGCAGAUGGAAAGUGCUCCCCUGCUUUUUGGUUUAAUCCAAAUGGUGCGGCUAAAAGCUGCAGCACCAGCCAAACUUUCCUUAACAGCACAGGCUAUCGGAAGGUUUUGUCCAAUAACUGCAAGGAGGGCGGGAGGAACGUGUUCUCCCCCAGGAGGCAGUCGUGCCGGCCCCGGGCGCCCCAGGGCCUCCGUCUGUCCACCAGCCAAGGAGAGCUCAGCGCGACCGUUGGCAGCAACGUGACCUUCAUGAUCUACCUGGACACUGGAGACUCGCAGAGGACCAGCAUCCAGCUGGACUUCGGGGACGGCAUCAAGAUCACAUACUCCAACCUGAGCCGGACGGAUGACGGCAUCAAGCACAUCUACAGAGCGACUGGGAUUUACCGAGUGACAGCCACCGCUGAAAACAACCAGGGAUCUGACAGCAGCACGCUGUUUUUACACAUCACUAGUCCACUGGAGCGCGUUUAUCUCUCGGCUCCCAUUGUAGCGAUCAGGGGGAAGGAGGCCAAUCUGACCGCUGUGGUGCGGCCGAGUCACACCACCACGCUGACCUUCUUCUGGUGGUUUGACAACAGCUCUGAGCCCGUUAUCACCUUGGAGGGAAGCAUCUCAUACACAUUUCUCAGAGGGGGACGAACCAAGGUCACCGUCCAGGUCGCCUCUGGGGGGGCCGUGCUGCAGGACUCAAAGGCUGUGACUGUGAAAGAGUUCUUCAGGUCGCUGCUGUUGUCGUUCUCGCCAGCGCUUGACGAGCACAAUCCUGACAUCCCCGAGUGGAGGGAGGACAUAGGCCGCAUGGUGCGGACAGCUCUGUCACAGGUGUCGGGGGUUCCUGGAGAUCAGCUGCUGGUGUCGCUGUACCCGGGCGUCCCCACCACGGCGGAGCUCUUCAUCCUGCCCGACGAGCGGACGUCAGGCGAAAACAAGCGAGGCGGAGAGGAGGCUCUGGAGACGAUAUCAGAUGUAUUUGUCACCGCCCUGAACCAAGGCUUGAUCCAGUUUGAGCUGAAAGCUGAUAUUCGGAUUAUCGUGUACAUGAUUCAGCAAACUUUAGCACCCCUUGUAGAUUCAAACUCCAUCCACAGCGGGUCGGUCAUGCUGAUGCUGCUCACCGUGGUGUUCGUUGGUGUAGCCGCGUUCUUCAUCUACAAGUUCAAAAGGAAAAUUCCUUGGAUCCAUGUUCAGACUGAGGACAAUCAUGAGAAAGACCCAGAAGUGAUCAGUACCGUCGGUCAGAACGACAGCAUGUCCAAGGUCAAGCUCAGCGAGUUCCCUUCUCCAAAAGAACUCAUGGAAAAGGAGCUGGAGGCCAGGAGCAGAGGUGCCAUUGGACGAAGCAUGGAGAGAAUUGUUACAAGGGAAUUUCCAAACUGUACUAAUGUGUAAGACUCUGUUUCAGAGUAAGUACAGAUUGUUGUGUUACAGUGCUAAAAUAGUUUGUUGGCAUCACUUUUAUUUAUCUCCUCAUUUAUUUCGCACUGAAACCCGCCGUCACUCAAAGGCAUGCUUUUCACCCGUGGAUAGAGUAAGUAUCUAGUUCCUCAUGCUUGAAGUCGGACUCCUGGGCCUCUAGUUGUGGAUUUGGCGGCGAGCCUGAGCGCCCGGCAGACGACCGGUCGUCCGAGAUCAUCGCCAGUGCUUUGAUCGCCGUGACGCCACGUCGCUCAUUAUGAAUAUUCAGCUGAUGUGACCCAUCAAUCAUCCACGAGACGCCAGUCAUCAUCAUCACUGUGGUUCUUUAUUAGCAAAUGUAAAGAUCAGAGGCGAGAACCAAAUAUAUACAUUCACUAUGACUGACAAAAGCGUGAAGCCGUGGUCAAUACAAAAGAAAGAAUGUAGAGGUUUACUUUUAAUAAGUUUGAUAAAGUCACUUAAACUUAGCCUGAAUGACAGAAUUAUCACGACUCAUUCUGAGGAUAUUCAGGAAUAUUGCGCUCGUAUUAUGCAGGUCUAAAAAUGAUGGACUAAUGUGAUGUACGGCCAUAAAAGCCGUCUACCACGCGCUGAUGAUGUUUCCCUUUUGGCCUAAUGUUUCCCUGCACCACACAAAUUGAACUAGCGGGCUAUAAAGUUUCGCCAAGUGUAACCUGUUUAUGUUUCAACUUGAAUGAAUAAAUGCGAGCAGAAACAUCAAAGAGUCGUGUGUCGAGGCAGAACACGUCGCCCUGCCUCCAACUGAACGCGGGCUAAUUAACGGGCUCUAAACCCCGCGCCGCCCGACAACUAGAGGCCCCUGAGUUGCGAAUCCGAGAACUGUCAAAAGCCGCGAAGUUGUGGAGGCUGAGAAGGAAAACGCUGCUCUCCAGGAUGUUUCUUAGACGACGGGGCACGACAGUUACGGCGCGUGGAUGAGACGUGGGAGCACAGAGAGCAUGUACAGUACACACAGAAGGCGAUGGAAUGUAAAUCUAUACAGAAGCUACGUGAUGUAAAGUCAGUAGGACGUCCCAUGACUUUCACUCGCACAACAAACUCUUCUUUUUAUUACAGUAUUUUCUACAGUAGAAUGCCCUAAUUACCUGUGAUAAAAGAUUUAAGACUGUAUUAGGGUGAGCAAGUACUGUGUGUAUAUACGGUAUAUAUAUAUAAAUAUAUAUACAUAUACAUGUCAUGGUGAUUUUAAACUUUACUUGACACAUUAAACAAAUGAUUAAACACCUGUCUAAUAGCCUAGUUGUGCAUUUGCCCAGAGUUGUGCAUGAUCUAUGAUGCUGUUCCUUUUGUCAGAUAUAAACACCGUCUUGUUUUAACUCAUAUUUCUUACUGUGAACAAAUUGCCAUUUUGAAUCUGUUCAAAAUAAAUGUAUUUUUAUAUGGA